Molecule: messenger RNA, 579 nt
Organism: Perkinsus marinus ATCC 50983
Lineage: Eukaryota; Perkinsozoa; Perkinsida; Perkinsidae
Exons: 3
Source: RefSeq, a predicted model, not a curated record
AUGCAGGCUUACAGUCAUGCGCAACAACAAGAGUCUACACCAGAAGGAGUGGGACAAGCUUCAUAUGAGGCUGAUGGGAUAGGUGAACAGCAAGAACAGGAGGACGAUGAGGAGUCUGAUGAGGAUGUUGUUGAUAACGAUGAUCAGCGUAAAGGGAGGAGGAGGCCUGGAUUAAUUGCUAAGCUUACUACACCGAUACAGAAGACUACCACCACGACGAGCGAUGUGCACAUACUUCCUACUCCUGUUAUUAAUACACCUGAGGACGGUGUGGGAUCUGUUGAGAUUAAUCACAGCGGUGAAGCAGGGAAGGAUGGUAUUCACAGUGAACAGAAGGAAGGAUCUGUGCUCACUUCUGGUGUGAUAGCACAGGACUUGGGAUCAGCGGAUAAGGCGGAUAUUGUGGUCACCGAAAAAGGGGCUUUCGAUGCCUAUGAUCAUCCCAAUGAUAGCUCUAAGAAUACUGCAACGACCAGUAGCAGUAGGAGCAGUAAUGCUGAGCACAAUAACCACGGGCAGCAUAGGACGCCGCCGAUACAGGGUGGUGAAGUACCCCCUUCACCCCCGGCAGCACGGAAG